AUGGCAUUCAUGCGGGAGUGCUGGCCAAGGAAACCGUUUCGUCGCCAAAGCUUUAGAUUGGUGGGUGAGACGCUUGAGCAGUCGCUUCAAAAAGUGCCCGGCCUCCUGGCCCCGAAUGCAGCACCAAGUGAUGUGUUAGCCGGGUCUUUGCAGCGCGUCAUCGACGAGGAGCCUCCUCUCCAACCAUCGCACCUUUUUCGGCAUCACUCCUCCCCGGCUGAACUGGCAUCUCUGGCUUCUGGACAGGCGCUGCACAAGCAGCCGACUCCGGAACACAAGGCAUGGCUCGUUUUCCUUUUCGUUCUGCUCGAUGCAUCGAAGAGCAUUGCCGUCAGUCAUGCUGCAGUUCACGGCCGGAUGUGUGCGCCCUUGGUCAUCGCGUGGAAGAAUGCACUGUCAAUAGGUCUGGGCCUGGCGUUGGCAUUGGGUCGCGACGGCCUUCCCGGUUUCCGAAACUGCUUGGCUAUGCGCCGAGGAUUUCAGGUGUUACCCAUUGCUGCGGCUUUUGGCUUCGCUCAGCUGUGCGCCAUGAAGGCGCUUCGGUUUUACGAUGCUGGCAGUCUGAAGGUGAUCGCGCAGGUCAACCUCCCAUUAACAGCAUUGCUUUCGUGGCUGCUUCUCGAUCGGCGCUAUUCCGCACAGAAGUGGCUAGCAGUGGGCCUGAUGUUGGUUACCAAUGUGGCCUUCCUGCAGGUUCGGAUGCUUGUACUUCAACCGCCGAGCUGCAGAGAGGAGCUGUGCGAUGACUCGCCAUUCAGGAUCGCACCCAAAGUGUUGGGCAUGUUCUACUUCUUGCUUGGAAUCGCUGUUUCCUGCUCUGCUUCGAUCUUCGCAGAAAAAUUCUUGAAGAAGUGGCCUGAAGAGCCGUUCUACAUUCUGAAGACGAACCUCAUGAUAGGGGAACUCAUCCUAGCAGUGCUGGGUGUCAUCAACAAUUUCAAAGAGGACAGUGCAGACGAAAGCAACGAUUCCUGCUCCUGGGACCAGUUCCACGACUGGAGGAGACAACUGCCGGUUGUCCUCGUGUGGCUUCUUCACGGCUGGAUUGCUGGCCUUUUGGUCAAGCGAUGUUCAGCGUUGGUGAAGAAUGUGUCACACAUUCUGUCUACUCUUGCAACGUAUGGGUACGCUCUGCUUACGCAUGCGCUGCCCUUCUCGUGGCCAGUAACACAGGCCGGCGUGCUGGUGCUUUUGGCAGUGCUGAACUUCGCAUCAACUAGCGACCAGCGCAGCCACAAGGAGUCCAGGCGCAAGCGGGCCGAAUCCCCAGCCAGUGGACUUGGAGACGCAGAAGACGACAUGUUCAAUCUGCUUGAGCAAAGUUGGGCAUUUCAGCUGAGCUGCGAAGCGCAGGCAAUCUGCCUUUUCAAGACCGGUGGACAGCUUGUGCCAGCUUUGGCUACCACCGGGAUCGAGGCUGUGCAGACUGCAGAUUUUAUUAUGCUUUUGCUCUCCUGGCAUCUUUGGCUUUUGGCACUGAUUUGGCUGGUGGCUUUCGCCGAGCUUGCUCCUGUCAAGCAAAGUUGGUCUGCUGGCUUGGAAAGCAGCCCUGUCGUCCUCUUUAGCUGCGGACAGCUUUGCGGGUCCCUCUCCAGAUUGACGCCAAACGGCGAGUGGCCUGCCUGGCGGAAGCCCUGGUACCUGGCAUGGGUCGUGGUGCUGGGCGUCAUGGCCGUCAGCUGCGUGCAGAACUCCGCGCUUGUGUCGGGCGGACUUUGUGGGCUGCUGGGCGCGGCGAUGGCCUGGGCGUGUCCUGCAGGGGCAGGAUCUGCCCUGCAACCCAAGGCGCCUUGUGACGCUUCCCUCGGACGCGGGCUCGUCAUGAUAGAUGGGCUGACUGGUCUUUUGCUGGCUGCGCGGCAGAUAAGCACUGUGCUAUGGCAGUCUGGACCGGAUGUGCUCGCGGCCUCCAUCACGGCAUUGCCAUUGCUGAUGUUGUCAGUGGCGCUGGUGUUCUCGUCUUCCGACAGUUCUUCGCUGCUGGUGUCUGUGCCGUCGGCCAUGUCGCACCUGGCAGCAGCCGCCGCCUAUUCUGUGUUGUCCACGAACGAUUGGGCAGCCGUAGCCAUUCUAGCGCUUGCCUUGAUGGCUCAUUUGGCCCUGUACUUGCCACUCCCUAUCAAUGAUCCUGAGAGCAACCCCUUCUACACAUCUCUGCGACGGGUGCGACAUCAAUUUGCGCGCUUUCUGGCACAACCCGUCUCUGGUUUCGGCCCUGGCCUUACGAAGUGUGUCGCCGAUGGCUCAGUGGGGCUUAGGUUGCCAGGUAUUUUUAGCGGCCACAGUUUUUUCAGAUUCUCCGCAGGAGACGAAGGCUCCUGA
Symbiodinium sp. CCMP2592 is the source of this 2322-nucleotide messenger RNA. NCBI's taxonomy places the organism in Eukaryota, Dinophyceae, Suessiales, Symbiodiniaceae. The record is from the annotation of a GenBank genome assembly.